Messenger RNA from Geodia barretti, 2179 nucleotides. The record is from the annotation of a GenBank genome assembly. Lineage: Eukaryota; Metazoa; Porifera; Demospongiae; Tetractinellida; Geodiidae.
ACGCCCAAAAGACAACCCCUCCCCCACACACAGCGACCUCUAGAAAGGGAUUCAGGAGAGUUUGUAGCAGUAUGGCUCGGAAUCUCUGAAGCAAAAGGACCCCACAACGAAAGAGGCAAGAUCUCGAUCUUCCACCGUAACAGAGAGUGAAACCGAUCUCUGCAUCGACCCCACCGCGAGACUCCAAAUUUAGAGCAGCAAGUGAAGUGCUUCCUCUCCUUCGUCAGCUGAUAGCUAAUGAUGGCAGCACUGACUUCUCCAUCCACUGCACCAUCGACCUCACUGAUGGCUGAUUCCAAAUGUGAAACCACCUCACCACAACACCACGUCCUCUCUGCACUCUCCACACCUCCACCUCCACCUGCACCGAGUCACACCCUCCCCACCACACCCCACCACCAUCGUCAGAGCUCCCCGGUCCCCAUCAGGGACCCCUCCCUCUCCCCGCAGAGGUUCCGCAGGGUGUGGACGGACGGGGACGAGAGAGAGGUGGCGUCAGCAUCCCCGGUAAAGGACCUCGCUGAGGAAGAAUGGCGCUACCACCAUGCCCCCAGCUCUCCGCUACUAACGGCCGUGCGGGAAGCUGUAGAUUCCAUCAACCAGUACGAGGACUUUGAAGUUCUUGAGAAGAUCGGUGCCGGGUUCUUUGCUGAUGUUUUUAAGGUACGUCACAUACCAACAGACCAAGUGAUGGUGCUAAAGCUAAACAAGAGAAUGACGGGAAUGAAGAAGCUCAAGGAGGUGGAGCUGCUCAAGAAACUCCAUCAUCCCAAUAUCUUACGUUACUAUGGGGCCUGUGUACACAACGGUCAGCUACACCCUCUGACUGAGUACAUGAAUGGAGGGGCACUGGAGGAGCUGAUACAGGAACUAGCAGUGCCCCUGCCCAUGGCUCUGAGACUCAAGUUGGCUCUGGACAUAGCUCGCGGCAUGGACUAUCUCCACCAUCACGGAAUGCUCCACAGGGACCUUAACUCCAAGAACUGCCUCCUCAAGAAACACACAGACUGCUACACCGCCGUUGUGGCCGACUUCGGACUGGCUGCUAAGAUCCCUCGCGUCAUAAGGACUCUUCAGCGGACGCAGUCAGUGGUGGGAAGUCCAUUCUGGAUGGCCCCUGAGGUCCUCAAUGGAAAGUCUUACGAUGAGAAGGCUGACGUGUUCUCGUUCGGUAUCAUACUGUGUGAGCUCAUCUCUCGUCUGGAGUCUGACCCUGACGAAUUACCUCGUCGAAAGGUAUACCAGCUUGCAAGCUACGAAAAUAAUAUAUUAUGGCUCAGUGUGUAUAACGAUGUAUAAUGUACUCACCUUAAAAAGAUUUAGAAAAUAGAAGGAUCAUCCGUACUGUGACAUUCACACUUUGUUGUAAUAGUGAGUCAAAUACAGCAAUGUCCCUCAUCUCACUGUCAUCUCACCACCAGGACUAUGGACUGGAUGAGGUGAAGUUCCGAGCCCUACCCAGUGUAGUGGAGAGCAGACCCUCCGAAGCCUUCCUCUCCCUUGCCUUCCACUGUUGCCAGAUACUGCCAGUGGAGAGGCCAGACUUCUCGGAGCUGAGAGAGAAGCUGGAGAUAGAGUUGACCACCCAGCCCAUUCUCCUUCCCUCCUGCUACAGCCAGGAGGACAGCCCCCCUCACAACAGACUUGGCUCCCACCACCACAAUCACCUCCUCCUCCACAAUCUAGACCACUCAGCUAGACAUUCCCCCCUAUAGUGUGUGGUGUUUCUGUGACCCUUUUUUUGAUAUUAUGCAUAAUUAUACACAAAGUACAUUCGCUAAAUGAAAAGCACUUGAAAGUGCAUAAUCCUCGCCACUUUAUUCAGCAGCCAAUGGCUACUUGCCACACUACCUCAGUAUUUUGCACAUGCGUGUUCAAUACUAGUUAUAUACUACAGCAAAGUGAAAAGUACAUAACCCUCACCACAUUCUUUAUUAGCUACACUACAUAAGUGACUCCUUCGUGCUGCUCUCACUUCACCGGCAAUCUCGAUCCUACUCAACUGUACAAUCAAUACAGGCAGACCAGCAAAUCUUCUCCACACGCGCAAAGCACUACCAUCUAAGCUAAGUAGAGCGACGGUUCGCGCGAUCUCUAUUUGACGCACACUCACCUCGACAGCUACCCGUUUUACCAGCUUCCCUGGCCUUCUCCGCUGCAGAAUCUUAUUUUACCAUGC